Haliotis rubra (blacklip abalone) is the source of this 2282-nucleotide messenger RNA. Its product is annotated as orexin receptor type 2-like. Gene Ontology annotation, molecular function: neuropeptide receptor activity. The transcript has 2 exons. Gene Ontology annotation, cellular component: membrane. Lineage: Eukaryota; Metazoa; Mollusca; Gastropoda; Lepetellida; Haliotidae. The record is from RefSeq and is a predicted model, not a curated record. Gene Ontology annotation, biological process: neuropeptide signaling pathway. The coding region runs from base 140 to 1495 and encodes 451 amino acids.
UUGGCUGUUAAAACAAGUGGGCAGUGACAAUAUAGACCAGUCUGUCUACAUGGCCCAGCAGAGUAACGGGAGUCUUAAACCUGUUCAUCGUCGUAUCGUAUAUAUCAUCUUUUGAUUCGUAAGAACCUCAAUCGCCAUCAUGGGAGACCUAUCAACAAUGUUUCCUGUCACAACCUCGUCAUCAGUGACAUCAUUCAACAUGACGUCAUCAAACACAUCAGUCUCCAACAUCACCGAGGAGGAGCGUAUGGAGUACCUGCGUCACCUUGACGCCGAGAAAUGGCCGUACAUCUACCCCGUCAUCGUCUACCUUCUCAUCCUCAUGGUCAUCGGCAUCAUCGGCAACAGCCUCGUUUUCGUUGUGUACCUCAAGAAUUUCAAGCCCAGCACCACCCGGCUGUUCAUCUUGACCCUAGCGGUGUUUGACCUCCUCACGUGCAGUUUGUCUAUCCCCGGGGUAAUCGUGGAGCUGAGAUUUCACUACACGUUUUUUUUCCCAGCUCUGUGUAAAAUAUUCCGGUUUAGCCGAAUGUACUUUGUGCUUGUCUCGAUGUUCACGCUCAUCAUAAUCGCUGUGGACAGGUACAGGAAAGUUUGUCGUCCGCUGCAGCGUCAAUACACUAUCAGAUCUGCCGGUCUAUCCAUACUCGUUGCUAACAUAGUGGCCGUCGCUUUGACUGUACUUGGAGCCGUGGUCGGUGGGAACCGAACAGUUCCGACUGACAGGGAGGACGUGUUUGGUGCUAACUGUUCCUAUGACGACAAAUACCUUGGGACUCCCAUCACAAAGUUUUACAGCGGGAUUCUGUUCUUACUGUUUAUUGUCUGCGUAGUCCUGCUAAUCGUUCUCUAUUCAUUGAUUGGUCGGCAAGUCUACAAGCACAGACAAUUCCAGUUCAAGCCCAACAAGGCUGCAGGUUCGUCAUCGGGAAAUCAGACCGAAACGGGAUCUACAGAAAUGCAAAAUGUCCCCACACCACCUCCUUCCAAACCAAAGAUUGUUGAAAAUGAUAUGUCGUCUGGGUACAUGUCUGGAGCAGACGACAAAGACCCAUCCAGCGCGGCAAGCGGAAUGGCAGAGAUUUCAUCCGACAAAAUGUCAGGGACAGACGAGAAAUCUCUACUCCAAAUUAACAAACAGAAGGCUCCAGUCAAACCAAAACCAAAACCCAAAUCAGAUUCCUCGAAAGAAAAAAAAUCAAACGGUGGGAAGAAGCAGUCAACAGGCAAAACGACCUUCACCUUGUUCAUCAUUACAGUCGUAUUCAUUGUGAGUUUCCUCCCUUUCCUUAUCCUGGUCGCUUUGUGGGGAUCAAACUGGAAGUUCGUGAACAGUCUCCAUGGUUAUGUGUUCACAGUGUUCAAGAUGUUGUUCCACUCAUACCACAUCAACAACGUCAUCAACUGCUACGUGUACGGCUUCUGCAACCCAAGAUUCAGAAAUGAGUUGAAACGACUUUUCUGUUCAAGAAAGGGUUCCAUGACUCUGAACUAACUGUCGUUUGGAAUUCUUAGUAGGACAAACUGACCAUCGGUGAAUAUUGAUAUGUUAGAUUAAUGAUCAGAAGUCCUUUCCAAUAACAUUCUCGACAUAAAGUUGAGAUAGUGAGGCUCGUUGAUUUGGUUAACUGCGUAUAGUCGGGAUCCGAUGGUAUGGAUAGAUGCUCAUGCUUUCCUUCACUGGUUUGCUUGGUCCAGACUAGAUCAUAGCCGUUGUAAUGUUAAACAACAUUCACUCACUCACACACUCACAUCGCUGCAGCACUGGACCUUGUCAUGUGGUUUGCUAAGUAUAACUAAGUCAUGUGCCGUACUUUGGAACCCAUAAUCUGCCCGGAAACUACCCGGGAUUUAUCUUGCUUGGAGAUGCUCACUUCAUCGCAAACACCCGGUGUUAUCAUUGUAACAUUUCAUUGCGAACACCGGAGUUAUCAUUGUAAAAUUGUAAACUUUACCUUUGCGAACACCCGGUGUUAUUUACCCUGCACUCCGAACACCCGGUGUUAUUGUAACGUAACGGCGUUUUCAGUGCAGAUUUCAAUGACGUUUAAUUCAUAUCACUUGUGUCAGUCAUAUUUGAAUAUAUUUUGUAUCAUCGCGAUUAAUACGUCUCGAUUAGGGUUUGUGAUUAAAGCAUGUUUACCUAAGAUUUGUAAUCAUGAUAACAUUUUAUCCUUUGUGUUCAAUCUGUGUUUUUCGUUCCGUUGUGUAUGAACUAUGUUUUACCAAAUUUGUUACUUUAUAUUUUGUUAUCGCCUGUUGAAUAAAUAAUGUGUAUCCUU